CCCGUUGCUGUUGUAGAAUGUAGAGGCAAGGCGGGGCGUAAAAGUUUUUGUUAGCGUUCUCUCCUCUCCAUGUGCUAACUUCAUGAUUGGAGCGUGACUUGUGACAGCUGUGCGAACCUCCUUGACAGCAACAUGUCUUGGGAACGAACAAAACAAACGUAGCCUUUGUUACAGUCCAAAAUCGGUUUACGGUAUUUAAAGCAAAAAGUAGCUACGCGUAGCGGAGGGGGCGAGGGAAGACCAUAUCUGAACACACUUUACUGGCACGCGUUUCCACAGCACUUGCAGCAUGGCAGAGAAGCCUCCGCUGCCCACCGACGACGCGGAGGAGAGCCACUGGUUGGACGAGGGCCAGGUGGAGACCCAGUUUGGGCCGGGGCAGGUGGCUGGUGGCGGGGCUGAGGGGCAGGACCGUCCAGCCUGGGACUCCAAGCUGCAGUACGUCCUGGCCCAGGUGGGCUUCAGCGUAGGCCUGGGGAACGUCUGGAGGUUCCCUUACCUGUGUCACCAGAAUGGAGGAGGGGCGUUCAUGGUGCUGUACGUGAUUCUGCUGGUGGUGAUUGGCGUUCCCCUCUUCUUCAUGGAGCUUGCGGCGGGCCAGUGCAUCCGGCAGGGCAGCAUCGGUGUGUGGAAGCACAUCUCCCCCAAGCUGGCGGGCAUCGGAUACUCCAGCUGCUUGGUGUGUUUCUACGUGGCGCUCUACUACAAUGUCAUCAUUGCAUGGAGCCUCUUCUACAUGGGAAACUCUUUCCAGUACCCCCUGCCGUGGGAACAGUGUCCCAUCGACACUGCUACCAACAACACAGUUAAGGAAUGUGAGGGCAGCUCCCCUACGUCCUAUUUCUGGUUCCGAAAGGCCCUUGACAUCACCAACUCCAUAGACGAAUCAGCGGGGUUCAACCCCAUCAUGACAGGCUGCCUAUUGGCUGCUUGGGCCAUCGUUGCCCUUGGGAUGAUCAAAGGAAUCAAGUCCUCGGCCAGGGUGAUGUACUUUUCGUCCAUCUUCCCGUAUGUGGUGCUCAUCAUCUUCCUCGUGCGAGGUUUGAUGCUGGAUGGGGCGAUGGAGGGGAUCGCGUACAUGUUCUACCCAAAAGUGGAGACCUGGGGGGAGGUGCAGGUGUGGCGGCAGGCGGCCACGCAGGUGUUCUUCGCGCUGGGCCUGGGCUACGGCUCCGUCAUUGCCUACUCCUCCUACAACCCCGUCAACAACAACUGCCACCGGGACGCGCUCAUGGUGUCCGGCAUCAACUUCAUGACGUCCGUGCUGGCCUCGCUGGUUGUCUUUGUGGUGCUCGGCUUCCGCGCCAAGAACAUCACGCUGCGUUGCGUGGCAGAUAACCUGGGCCUCCUGGGUGAGGAGGCAUCCCAUUGGUCGGAGCAGCCGUGGUGGCCCCAGUUCAACGUGAGCGGCCCGAGCUCCGUGUCCAUCGGUGAAUACCAAGAGUGGUUCUCGCACUACGGCUCCCUGGCGGGUCCAAACAUCACCGAUUGCGAUCUGGACAAGGAGAUGAAUAAGGGUGUGGAGGGGACAGGGCUGGCAUUCAUAGCCUUCACCGAGGCCAUGGCUCUGUUCCCCGCCAGCCCCUUCUGGUCCACGCUGUUCUUCCUCAUGCUGCUCAACCUGGGCCUCAGCACCAUGUUUGGCACCAUGCAGGGCAUCCUCACCCCCCUCAUGGACAACUUCAGCCUGCUGGGGCGACACCGCACUGUUCUCACCGUCUCUAGCUGUGCUUUGGGCUUCCUGAUUGGCUUGCUGUUCACUCAGCGUUCAGGGAACUACUUUGUGACGAUGUUCGAUGAUUACUCCGCCACCUUGCCGCUUAUCAUCGUGGUGGUGUUUGAGACGUACAGCGUAUCCUGGGUUUACGGAGCAGACCGUUUCUUGGAUGACAUUGAAGUAAUGCUGAAAUGGCGCCCCCCGGUGGUGUACAAGUACCUGUGGAAGUACGUCUGUCUGCUGGCCAUGGUGGGGCUGCUGGUGGCCAGUAUUCUGCGCAUGUUCUUCAAAUGGCCCACGUACACCGCCUGGAAUGAGAACACGGCCUCGGAGGACAGCCUCAAGUACCCGGGCUGGGCGCUGGCCAUGAUCACCGUGCUCAUAAUCAUCCCCACCCUGCCCGUACCCAUCGGCUACGUUUACUCCACUCUGCGUAGCCGCGGCGCUUCCCGCCUCCGGCCCCAAGACGCGGCGGUUGCCGGCUGCGUGGCCAUAGUCGGCCAGGAUGGGCACCGUGAGAUGUACACCAAGUGCAGCUCCAUGGAGCGUCUGGACGCGGAGGAGGAGGAGGACGAUGAGAAGCAGAGGGGCGUAGCAGCUUGCUCUAGGGUGGGGUUCUUGUCUGGCCGUAGUGAGGAGCACUACCAACUCCUCCCCCAGCGGGCAGAGCUGGAGCUGGAGGAGGAGCAGGAGGAGGACACGGUGGUGUGACUGGUUCAGGAAACAGGAAGUAGUUGCUGAGUGUUGACACGAAGACUGAAUUUCAUCCAAAUGGAUGGCCGCGGAUGGUUAUCUGUAACUCCUCACAUGAGAGAGACUAAGCUGUAUUAUUUGUUGUCAUUUUUGUUUUAGCAGUACUUUGAACGUUUGAAACACCUCAGCACUGGAGGUUCAGGUUGGGAGGAGUAGCUAAGUGGGUUUAGGUCUAGCCAGCCUUUUGCAGAUGGGCCAAAUGCUCAUGCCAUCCUCUGCUUCACUCUCAACGGCUAGCACAGGGGAGGGACCUUUAUCUACUGCCUCAUCUCUGGAAUUCAAUGCAAUUAUUGACACAUCGUAAGUGUUCACAUUUUCAUGAAUGUAGGGCUGCACUCCCAAGUGGCUGAUAUGGCCUGAUGUUUGCACACCUGUCCCACCUCAGCAGCAGGUGCAGUGGGGAACCAGUUGGACCAGUUGAAGUGGUCCACAAUCUCCACUCAGCAUUGGAACAAUCAAGUGCUUUUAGAUCAUUUACCAAGAGAUUAUUUUAGCAAAAUGUAAGUCCUGUCUAUGUGCUUAUUUCUGUCAGGGGUCAUUUGAGAAUGUAAGCUGCAUAUUGGGGAUAAAGAGUGGAAGAGAUGUAACAAACUCUGAUAGUCUGCAGAGAGACUGUACACGAAACACUGUCAAGAUGCUGUACAACACAAUGAUUGUGAAUAUCAUACAAUAAUCCAAAGAUUAUUGACUGUUUUCUACAUUAGAAAGUUUACUUAGCCGGCUUCAACUUCUGGAGCGGCUCUUAGACAGUUUCUUCCAUCUGUAACAAUCCUUUUUUUUUUUUUUAAGUCGAUUGUAUAUAGUUUGGAUGUGAUCUGGGGUGAUCUUGAAACUGAAAUCCCUUUCGUUGGCGACCGAAUUGUCCUCAUUAUAACAUCAUUUUAUCAAAUAAUAGAGUGGAAGCCCCAUUUUAACAAUAUAUGUAUAAUCCUGAUGGAACUACCAAACCUUCACCCAGUCCAUGUAAUAAACAUCCAUGGUGAAAAUGUCUCUUUAUAUAAGUUAACUGCUGAAUCAGAAACUUGAAUAAUAAGAGCGUAACAAAUGUUUCUGGGGAAAUGGAGCACGGCGGGCAAGAUGUGCUGAAGUAGACCCAUUACUUUUACUGCCUAUGAAUGUGAUAAUGUAGAAUAACUACCCACAAGACAUGACUGUCUUUACCCUCAUGGUCUUCAAGCCAGCUUCCUGAUGUUGAUCUGAUUGUAGAUUAGCCUAUCUUUCAUAUUAACACUUGUGUUUUUCUUCUAUGAUAUUUCUAUAGAUGGGUUGGGACCGUUUUAUUUCUAGGUUCAACGUUUAAAACCAUGUGCAUUUUAGAUGUAGGCUACUCUAUUUCUUGAGCUCGUAUAGAGAAAUGACAAGGAUGCAUUGGUUACUAACCCUACUAAACCGACCCUCUAGAUGGCAACGCACGACUUGGCUAGACGACUAGAGGAAAUCCAUACGAUUAUCCCACUACCGCUUUCCCCCUACUCUCAUUGGAGAGCGUGGAGAAAGAGAAAACAUGACCUCUGAUAAGGGGUCGUUCACUAAACUUUCACUAAACGGAACUUCGACAUGCCUCUUGUAUUUAUCAAUAAAAUGACAAAAAACAA
Gadus chalcogrammus (walleye pollock) is the source of this 4065-nucleotide messenger RNA. RefSeq names its product solute carrier family 6 member 16a (gene slc6a16a). The transcript has 12 exons. Gene Ontology annotation, biological process: sodium ion transmembrane transport. The record is from RefSeq and is a predicted model, not a curated record. Bases 290 to 2428 code for a protein of 712 amino acids. Gene Ontology annotation, cellular component: membrane. NCBI's taxonomy places the organism in Eukaryota, Metazoa, Chordata, Actinopteri, Gadiformes, Gadidae.